AAAACACCUGACAGGGACGCAUCCUCUUCAUUCGGUCCCUAUUAUCUGACCAGACACUGCUGUAGUUGCAGCUCGGGAAGAGAUAUGUGACCCAUUCCUGUGUAAGUCAUUUGACAUUGGAUCUAAGGAGGCAGCAGAUUGGGUUGGUUUUUUGAAAUGAAUGCAGGCCAGUCCACAUGUGUUGUUGAAUUUGGUAAGGGGAAGUCCUGUUCCAGGGCUGAAUUUUCCUCAUUACUGAACACCUACAACUGCUUUCUUAAUGACAAAACACACCUACAGCUUAAUAUCUGUGAGAAUGCAGGUCAGGUGACAUUUGAAGGCAUCCUGGUCAUUUCCUGGGGAGUAAAGAAACCAAUUCGGCUAAAAAUACAAGAUGAGAAACAGAUUUUUCCAAAUGAGUCUCCAGUCAAGUCACCAGAUCCCAUCAGUCCACUUGGAAGCAAGAGGGGUAUGACACGCUGGGGAGAAUUUGAUGAUCUUCAUCAUAUUGAUGAACUGGAAGAAGUUAUUCAGAAUGGAUCCAAGGAACCUGAUAAUCCCACUGAAGACUACAUUGAAUAUGAGAGCAAGACUUUAAGACUUCCUCGGCCAAAGUCAAUCAGUGACGAAAGUUCAAAUCUGUUCCGAACCAUGAGUGAUGCCUCGCUGGUGAAGAUGAGGGUGAAGAGCAAGAAGACAGUAGAACGACAGAAGAACAGAGACCAUCGCUUCUCCAUCAAUGGACACUUCUACAACUAUAUGACAUCCAUUUUCACACCAUCAUAUGGAGCAACCACAAAUGUCCACAUCAACAGCAAGAUGACAACACACGAAGUCAUUACACAGCUGCUUCACAAAUUUAAAAUAGAAAACAGUCCAAAUGAAUUUGCCCUCUACUGUAUUCAUCAAAGCAGAGAGAAAAAAAGGCUGAAUAGUUCAGAUCUGCCAUUGUGGGAGCGUCUUCUUCAGGGACCAUCAAACAGAAUUAUGAAAAUGUUCCUCAUGGAAGCAGAUGAACAGGAAAUUAGUCUUGAUGUGGCUCAAUACCUCAGUUUAGAGCUGCCCAUUUUGAGGAUAAUUCUGCAGAAGCUGGAAGAGCAAGAGAACCAAGAACUACAAAGAAUAAUAUCAAACUGUCUUAAAGACACAUCCACCUGCUGGUCAUGCCAGUCAGAAGAUGGAGACACAACCCAUGUUUUUUGGUGGUGUGUUAAGGAACAUUGACUGUUUUAUAUACAGUAUGCAAUGCUGUAUUACAAUGGUUUUCCUGGUUUUAUGUGUGAAAGCUUAAGGACUGGAUUGUUGAAUGUUACACAGUUGUAGCUUUUCAUAUUCAUGCAUGUGGGCAACAGACACCAGGCCAUUUACACCAGGUACUAAUUUGCAUCUCGGGUGAUCCAAUCACAUAAUGUCAGACAAAACACAUUGCUGUUUACAUACUCCCCUGCAGUGCUCCGGCGAACAUCACACCACCUCGCCGUUUGACACUUCACUGGUGAACGGGCCUUAGCAUCCUGA
Messenger RNA from Xyrauchen texanus (razorback sucker), 1497 nucleotides. Its product is annotated as ras association domain-containing protein 6-like. Gene Ontology annotation, biological process: signal transduction. The record is from RefSeq and is a predicted model, not a curated record. The transcript has 11 exons. Lineage: Eukaryota; Metazoa; Chordata; Actinopteri; Cypriniformes; Catostomidae. The coding region runs from base 157 to 1203 and encodes 348 amino acids.